This is a messenger RNA of Impatiens glandulifera, 1718 nucleotides long. RefSeq names its product vacuolar cation/proton exchanger 3-like. Gene Ontology annotation, cellular component: plant-type vacuole membrane. NCBI's taxonomy places the organism in Eukaryota, Viridiplantae, Streptophyta, Magnoliopsida, Ericales, Balsaminaceae. Gene Ontology annotation, molecular function: calcium:proton antiporter activity. The transcript has 10 exons. Gene Ontology annotation, biological process: intracellular calcium ion homeostasis; calcium ion transmembrane transport. The coding region runs from base 150 to 1553 and encodes 467 amino acids. The record is from RefSeq and is a predicted model, not a curated record.
CAAUUUCACUAAAUUAACAAACAAACCCACCCCCCAUUCAUUUGGGAUCCAAAGAGAGAUUAUAUAACUUUGAUCUUCAUCUCUCUCAACUUGUCUACCUACUUUUGUUGAAACCCACGUAGAAAAGUUAAAGAAUUUGUAAGUUUUCCAUGGGUUCACAUGAGGAUUGGAGCUUAGAGAAUGGGGAUUUGAAGGAUCCUGCAGUCGCCGCUGGAAUUAGCAAAGAGAACUCGAACCCUGCCGGCGCCGGAAGAACGGCUCAGAAUGUGUCGGUUUCGCUUGUUCGUAAGAAGUCCGAUCCUUCAAUUGGGUCUAAGUUUCAGAGGUUUCCGGUGGCCGGAAAGAUUGUGGUUAAUGUUCAGGAAGUCAUUCUUGGGACAAAGCUUUUUAUCCUCUUUCCUGCUAUCCCAUUGGCUAUCAUAGCUCAGUCUUAUGAUUUCGGAAGGCCUUGGAUAUUUGCUCUGAGUUUACUUGGAUUGACUCCACUUGCAGAGAGAGUCAGCUUCUUAACAGAGCAAAUUGCAUUCUACACUGGUCCAACAGUGGGUGGGCUGUUGAAUGCAACAUGUGGGAAUGCAACAGAGCUGAUAAUAGCAAUCCUUGCUCUUCAACAGAGGAAGAUAAAUGUCGUGAAAUAUUCACUCAUGGGUUCUAUUCUUUCCAACCUUCUCCUUGUUCUUGGAAGUUCUCUGUUUUGUGGCGGUCUAGCCAACCUCAAAAAGGAACAGAGAUUCGACAAGAGGCAAAGUGAUGUGAAUACUCUGCUUCUGUUGCUGGGAGUGCUUUGCAUUCUACUGCCUUUGCUUUUCAAAUAUGCUGCUGGGGCUGGAGCAGGGUCAUUGGUGGGAGCGAAUGCAAUGGUGGCGACUUCGAUUCUUCAACUGUCGAGAGCAUGCAGCAUUAUGAUGUUGUUGGCUUACAUAACUUAUCUUGUGUUUCAACUGAAAACCCACAAGCAAUUGUUUGAUGCUCAAGCUGAGCAGGGAAUGAUAGGUGAUAUUAAUGAUGGUGUGUCGUCGGAAGAAGAAGAGGAGAAAGCUGCAAUUGGGUUUUGGAGUGCAUUCGGAUGGCUGGUUGGGAUGACUUUGAUCAUUGCUUUAUUAUCUGAAUAUGUGGUUGGAACAAUUGAGGCGGCUUCAGAUUCAUGGGGGAUUUCAGUGAGCUUCAUAAGCUUAAUACUUCUGCCUAUUGUUGGAAAUGCAGCUGAGCAUGCUGGCUCUGUUAUCUUUGCCUUGAAGAACAAGUUGGAUAUCUCAUUGGGUGUUGCUCUGGGCUCAGCAGCACAGAUCUCCAUGUUUGUGGUUCCAUUGUGUGCUGUGGUGGCAUGGGUGAUGGGUGUACCGAUGAACCUUGAUUUUGAUCUAUUGGAAACCGGCGUAUUGACAUUUUCAGUUAUCCUUAUCGCAUUCACCUUGCAGGAUGGAACUUCUCAUUACAUGAAAGGAGUGGUUCUUUGUCUAUCAUAUGCAGCCAUUGCAGCUUGUUUCUUUGUCCAUAACAAUACUCUCCCAGAUCAAAAGGGAACCAUUGUGUUGGGAGUGAUGGUGGCUUAAUCAACAAGAACAGACUUGAAGAAGAAACAUGCAGGAGGCAUUUAAUUACACUUCUAAUUACAUACUCUCUUUUUUCUUUUCUUGAUGUCCAUUUUCAAACAAUCAAUCAAAUUAAGCCUCUUGUACUAAUAAUUUAUGAAGCAUAAAAUCUUUUAUAACCCCCUU